Molecule: messenger RNA, 1096 nt
Organism: Polychytrium aggregatum
Lineage: Eukaryota; Fungi; Chytridiomycota; Chytridiomycetes; Polychytriales
Product: nucleotide-diphospho-sugar transferase
Exons: 3
Coding region: 118-1020 (300 amino acids)
Biological process (GO): mannosyl-inositol phosphorylceramide biosynthetic process
Molecular function (GO): mannosyltransferase activity
Source: RefSeq, a predicted model, not a curated record
CCCGCAUCCGAACAAUGAGGGAGAGGCGGUUUGGGCCUGGGUGCUUUCCGAGACCGGCAGCAUCGGCGUCGCCGUGCCUUGUUCUUCGUCUUGCUCAACUUAUGCAUUUCCGGACCGAUGGUGCUCAACUCAAACCGCUCUCGUCACUUUGCCUUGUGCAUCAUCGGAAUAGUGCUCCUCUGGACGCUCUGGUAUCUGCCUCAGCAGCGGACGGGGGAGCUCGCCGGAUGGCCAGCCAGCCCAUCAGACCACAUCCUCAUCGAUCCUGGUGUCGGCGUCAGUAUCCCCAAAAUUAUCCAUCAGUCGUGGAAAACCGAGGCAUUACCCAAGAAAUUUGUGCAGUGGUCCGACUCAUGGAAGCAGCAUCAUCCCACAUGGACCUACAUCUUGUGGACAGACGACAUGAACCGCAAGUUCAUCGAGACCAGCUUCCCGUGGUUCCUCGACACAUACGACGCCCUUCCAAAGAACAUCAACCGGGCCGAUGCCUCUCGCUACUUUUACAUGUACAAGUACGGAGGGGUAUAUGCCGAUCUCGACAUGGAGUGUCUCCGAGCCAUGGAUGCACCUGUUGUCGAGGGUGGGCCUGCGCUGAUCGAGCGCGGAUCUGCCCUCAUCAGCUUCAUGGGUCUGGACACACAGUUUGAGCACUCGCUGCCGAACGCAUGGAUGGCGAGCGCACCCGGACAUCCCUUCUGGAUGUUCGUCGUCAACGAGAUCAUGCGAGCUUUCAGGAGAUCAGAUGCCAACACCACGGCCGAGGAGCUCGCUGGCCCUGUGGUCCUCUUCAGGACAUAUUCAAAUCACAACGACAUUCAAGGCUACAUUUAUCCGUACAGCUGGGCAAACGCCCACCAGAUUGGCGCUAUCUGCAGUGCCCAGUCGCCGCAGUUCAACGGAAGCGCAUGCAAGUUGGCUCUUGGGGCCGAAGGCAAGCCCGGACAGCAACCCUAUACCAUUACGUAUUGGUCGCACAGCUGGGGCGAGCAACAAGCAAACUCCAAAGUGCUCGAUGACUGAAUCCGAUUGUUGAAUCCGUGUCCAUUCGCUUGUUCGCGGACGGGCGUUGUAUGUGGAAGUGGUCUUCUCCGGCAGU